Molecule: messenger RNA, 2094 nt
Organism: Lactuca sativa (garden lettuce)
Lineage: Eukaryota; Viridiplantae; Streptophyta; Magnoliopsida; Asterales; Asteraceae
Source: RefSeq, a predicted model, not a curated record
GUAUGUGAAGGUGGAUAAAAUCUGAAUAAAUGAAAAAUAGUUGGGGGGAGUUCAAUUGACGAAAGUACCCCAGAAGCGAAUAUGGUUUUCUUUUCUGUCUAAAUACGUAAUUCACCCAUAUCCUCCACUUUACUAGGUCCAAUUCACGGAAAAUCCUCCGACAGAGCCCUUUUUGGUAAUUUCCCACUCAAUCCAAAUCCUCUUUAUAUCAAUUUCCCCCUUUCUUGCGUCUUCAUCCUCUGCGGGUUGAUUGUGCCUCUUGCCGAAUUCUCUCAAUUACCUUCCUCUCACCCCCUUUGGAUCGUUAUAAAUCUUUUCUAAUUCCUUUCAGAUAUUGAAUCACACGUAGUUUUUUUUUUCUUUAUAUAUUUAGAUUGAUUAGUUUUUUGAAUGAUACAUAAUCGAGUACAGAACAGAAUAAACUUUAAAAGAAGAAGAUGAAUAGGGGAAGAUUGAAUAUUUUUAAGAGUCAAAGAAUAUAAUUCUAAUCGGAUAUCCUUUUCUUUGUUUUCAGCGGAUUUUGAGCGUUGGUUUUGUGUUUUUUAAUUUUCAAUCCAUUACGAAAUUCGCAAUUUAGGGUUUUUUGGGUGUUGAUUCUGACGUUUUCAUAGAGUAUAUAAAUAUAAUUUUUAUUGUACGUUUGAUAAACGAUCAAUUAUAAUUGGGUAUUCGUAUUAUUUGGAAAACAGUUUUUUUUUUCUUCUUUUUUGAUUUUGAUUUUUGCGGCAAGUUGAUUUUGGUGGGGGUGGUGGAGCAUGGAUUGCGGAGUCUACGCGGCAACAGGAGACCCGUGGUUGAUGAUGGGUAGCAGUGGCUCCGGUGGUGGUGGUGGUGGCGGUGUAGGCGGGCAGAUGUUGGGUGGGGCGUUUAGCCACGAAAGCGAACAUGAUUUGGCAGCGAUGGUUAGUGAUUUCUUGGAAAACGGGAGUAGUUGUGGCGCCGAUUCACGGUGUAGUAGCGACAGCGAUUCCGGUUUCUGCGAACUCGCUCACCUCGCCGACAAGAUUUCGUACUACAAAGUUUUGCUGGAUAAACACGGGAUUGACAUGCUGUCAGUAGUUAAUUCUCUCAUCCUAUCAAUCAAUACAAUGGACCUUCAUUUUAUCAGAUCAGGUUCAUGUUCAUGUAACGCUAGUUGCAUAAGGUUCUCUCUCGUCAAACUUCUAAGGCUCUCAGGUUACGAUGCUGCCGUCUGUACAUCCAGGUGGCAGGGCACCGGAAAAGUUCCCGGAGGGGAUCAUGAAUACGUUGAUAUUAUAAAUUACAAUGAUUCGGGCAACGUUGACCGGUUAAUCAUUGACAUUGACUUUCGAAGUCACUUUGAGAUAGCUAGAGCUGUUCCUUCUUACAACAGGAUUCUGAAAUCGCUUCCUGUUGUUUAUGUGGGAACAUUAACAAAACUAAAACAGUUUCUUCAAGUUAUGGUUGAGGCUGCAAAAUCAUCCCUAAAACAGAACUCAAUGCCGCUUCCACCUUGGAGAUCCUUAGCCUAUCUGCAAUCCAAAUGGCACUCCCCUUAUCAACGACAUGUAAACCCAGAACUGGAAUCGGAAUUGGAAUCGGAAUUGUUUUCCGGUUCCGGUUUUGGUUCUGAGCAUAAGUUAUGCAUCGGGCACCUGAAUCGGCUCAAGUCUUUGAUCCAAUUUGAGAUGGAAACAGAGCGGAAUCAUGUGAAGAAACCGAAUCCCACGAGCCGAGUGAAGAUUGUAAAGAGAUUUAUAAAGUGAGAAUGGAAAUAGUAAAGAGGUAAAAUGGUAAUAACUUAAAACCCAUCAAGAUGGAUGCUUUUUUGUUGCCAUCGGAGGUCCUGAUGGGAUAUAUGGUAUACUUGUUUUCUUUGGUGUUUUUUCUCAUUGAUUUUUUUUUUGUGUUAUUUUUAUAGGGUUUAUUUUUUCAUCUCUUGAUGAUAAUCUGGAUCCUCAGUGUUUUGUUAUGUGGAUCCUAACAAGUUUUGCUUUGUUUUGUUUUUCAUUUUGGAAUUUGUUUGUUUUGGUGAGAUGUUAUUAGAGGCUGUCUGGAUAAUGUUAUAUUCUUUAAUUUAUAGAUGAUAAAAAGUUUAUUCUAUGGAAAUAAAACUCUGAAUUUGUUCCUUUU